AUGUUUUUUAUUCAACUCGAGCUUAAUCGUUUCAUGUGAAUCUCGUCUGUUUAAUUUGUUGUUAAAUGUUUCGGAUAUGUAUGCCAAUGGCUAUAAAUAUUGGCUUGCAUAUAAAAAGGGAACCUCGGGGAAACCCACUUCUCUAUUAUUUUUAGCUGUAAAUAACUGUUCAAAAAUCGCAAUGAUUAUAAUAUAUACACAUCGAAAUCGCAGUACUAAAUAUCCCGAAUGAUGCUAUAUAUAAUCCUAGCUAUUUCCGGUGCUCCCGUUAUAAAAGUAACUGCCCGGGUCGCUGCAUGGUCGACGAAGAUGGAGUGAUACGUCAUACCACAGAGCACAAUCAUCCACCGGAAGCGGAUAAAAUUAUAGUGGACCGCUUCCGGAAAGUACUCACCCAACGGGCCACAACAGAAAACACCGACCUGCAUAUGAUAUACCUCGAGGAGGCGACCAAUCGUCAUGCUGAUGCGUCAUUACUUUACACAUUUUCCCAGGCUGAAUCGUGCAUGAGGAAGGCACGCCGGAAACAGCAUCCACAGGAGCCGGCCACCAUUCAGGAAUUGAGAGAUGUCUUGGAGAACUCUGAACUGUUCAAAAUACACUGUGGAAACAAUCGGGAUGUAUUCUACCAGAACACAAUUUGUUCGGAGGAAGCGACUUGCAUUAUGCUGUGGCACAAUCGCACAUUGGAAACCUUGGGUAAAAUAGACGAACUGUAUGUUGAUUGUAGCUUGGAACUAGCGGGCAGCAAUACAACCUUAAAAUAUCACUUACUGGUGGGGUUGACCAUCCACAAACAAAGAUGCAUUCCCGUGUUCUUCUCGAUAUUGUAUUCAAAAACGUACGCUGCCUUCGUUGCCAUUUUUUCAUAUACACGAGAGCAGCUAGGAGCGAUCAUAACUCCGACGAUCAUUUUGAGUGAACCAAAUGAAUGCAUUCACAGAGCCCUCGAAAUUAUUAUGCCAGAGACCACGAUUAAGGUAUAUUGGCAUCAUUACACCGACGCUGUUUUGAAGCAAAUGCGAGAGCUCGGUUUAAGUCGAGAGACUACUAGAGGGCAUGCUUGCAGUGGUCUUAGAAUGUUGCUAGUUUUGCCAUUACUACCAGCAAAUUAUAUAACGCCUGGAUUGGAUGCCCUGAAGAAGUGGAUGAAGGAGAAGAAUAUAUAUUCUCAAAGCUUUUGUCAACUCUGUGAUUAUGUGGAGCAAUCGUGGCUAAGCGCUGUUGGUGCUAAAAAAUUAUCUAUGUUCGGAAACCCACAAAGUGUUUCUAAUCUAGCAAAACAAUUUUUAAAAGAUCUAACAAAUCAGGAUGGAUUGCAAAACGGAACAAUUUGGAAAGUGGUGGAAAGCCUAGCCCAAAUUGCCACGAAGCAGUUUGUAAAACUGUUGCAGACGCAAAGACAAUGCGUGGAUAAUUCGCCUGCCAAGCCAUUGAAGAAAAUGCACCUUGUCCAGGAGACAGUCAUAAAUAAUGCAAUACAACUGUGGAUAAAAACCUCAGUACACCUCAGAAACCCGCUACAGUUUUUACAGCUAUGCAGUCAUUGCAUCAAUGACGCUAUGAUCAUGGAAUCACUACAGGUUCCAGCAAAUUAUGGAGCGACUGCUAAAUCAAGAGUGCCUUCAAAUGUUAGUUCGACAAAAAUUGCAAGCGUGGACAAUAACAUAUGCUCGUCUCCAAUUACUACAAGUUCGUCGAAGAAACGUCAAUUGGAAAUAUCAGCACCGAUGAACGGUCCUCCUCCGUUAGCGUUUUUCCCUAAAAUGGCAUCCAAACCUAUCGAUACAAAUCAUGCUCGUGCACUAAGUUGCAGUCAACUGGAACCUCCUCCACUGGUGCCGAUCUCUGCUCACUCACAUUCACUUCUUCCAGUGAAUGAUGAUGGCCAACAGGAUCCAUCAGACAACAGUCGCGCGCAAAACAAAGUGCUUUCGUGAUAUAAUUCGUUUUCUGACGAUAAUGAUGGAAUGCUGUACAAAUCUUGCGCGA
Molecule: messenger RNA, 1992 nt
Organism: Toxorhynchites rutilus septentrionalis
Lineage: Eukaryota; Metazoa; Arthropoda; Insecta; Diptera; Culicidae
Exons: 3
Coding region: 297-1940 (547 amino acids)
Source: RefSeq, a predicted model, not a curated record